AUAUUUGGUCAAUUGGAAGCCAGGUCUUCUUCUCAUCCGCCCGCCACAACUGUUCGUUCCUCAUGGGUUCUUUUCUUUCGGUCGUCCAUAUUACUCCUCUGCCAGAACUCCUUGUCGCUGCAUUCGUUCCCUCCUCCCACGCGCUUUCCGAUUCAAUAUCACGUUAAACCCCCCGGACGGCCUCCAGACCUCGCAUCAGCGACUCUGAGUUCCUUUAACCGUACCGUACGACUGCGGGAGACAUUGCUUCUCCGCCGGGCCGUGGAAGCGCUAGCGUACAACGGUGAAAUACCUGUGGUGAGGUUUUUAUGGCGUUUGGUGGGGCAUUUAGGAGGCCGCAAAGUUUAAGCAAUACCUCCCGGGAGUUCGGGAGUUCGCAAAGCGGCACGGAAAUACCAGAAUUUCGACAAGCGGUGGCAGAAUCACGAUCGCACAUCCUCAAAAAACGCGAGUCAGACCUGGCAGCAGAUUUCCAUCAAUUGAAGCUGCAAUCCGAGGUUGUUGGCCCGCAUGGGCAAUCCGAGGUUGUUGGCUCGCAUGGGCAAUCCGCCACUGUUUUGCACCUCACCGCCGAGGUUUCACGCUCGCACGACGUCACCGCAGUACUUCAAGGCGAAAGCGCGGCAUCGAUCAGGUGUGAAGACAUCCAAUGGGUCUUCCAGAUGAUCAACGAGCACAUGGAAACAUCGUAUCUGUAUCGACUAGAAUACGAUUCGCUCCUUGGCUUUACCAUAGGAAAGGACUUUGGCACGGCUUAUGCGAUGCUUCGUCCGUUGUGGAGAUGCUUCGAAGGUCAUGGGGUACUUGGGACCGCACAGAAGGAGAUGGACAACUGGAGGGCAUUUCUUCACGCUCGCAGGAAGGGCGCAAUUCAUCGCGACAAGAUAGGGGUUACCAUGAUCAUCGAUCCGUACCAAAUCCCACCAAGGCGCGUUUGGGAUCUGUAUGCCAACAGGGUGGUCGACUAUGCGUAUUGCUCAUUCACCGGCUCUAAUGGCUGGGAGUCCUUCGUAAACGAUCAGGUCGUUUCCAGCGCUGGUCGGAAACUGUGCGCCAUCUCACAUGCGUGGACAGACGAUACACAAACGAUCAUGACGCCGAUCAAUGGCGGACAAUGGCCAGUGACCAUACCGGUCGGUGUCGACUUGGAAAGUAUACGACGAGAGGUGCUUGCAUUGGGAGUGCAAUAUUGCUGGUUGGAUGUCCUCUGUUUGCGCCAGGGGGUAGAAUGGGAUCUCCGGAAAGAGGAAUGGCGCAUUGAUGUACCGACCAUCGGCAAUGUGUAUCGCGAAAAGGCCGACACCUUCGUUCUCCGGUAUUACAACGGCCUAGGCAGAUGCUUUGAUAAUAACCCGGCUCUUCUUGACGGAAAGCGACAUUGGAAGAACCGCGUGUGGACGGUCCAGGAGUCAACCGGCAACUAUAUGGUUGGCGGUCGAAGGGAGAAAGGCCAGGAUAUUGAGAGGGACUUCCUCCAGCUAGCCGUGGAAUGCGUCAUGCACCCCCACACCAUGAAUUGUUUUAUAAAGGAACGAGAUCGGCUGUUUUAUGCGCUUCUGUUGAUACACGGCCGUCAGGCGACGAACGAAAUCGAUAAGAUCACUUCUAUCUCUUAUAUCCUGCGGUGCCCGACGCUACCAGCAUACGACAUCGACGAGAAGCCCGAAGACGCCUGGGGAUUAUGCAUUUCUCAUAUGCCGCGAUGGGGGAGGGGUGAACUGCUGUUCCGAUACCCUGUGCCUUCGGAUCAGCAGGAGUCACAACGCCGGUGGUGUCCAUCAUGGGAG
Tricharina praecox is the source of this 1787-nucleotide messenger RNA. RefSeq lists its product as uncharacterized. Lineage: Eukaryota; Fungi; Ascomycota; Pezizomycetes; Pezizales; Pyronemataceae. The record is from RefSeq and is a predicted model, not a curated record. The annotation marks the transcript as partial. The transcript has 3 exons.